AUGAGAUCCUCCGUGUCUCGGCAGACAUACUCCACCAAAGGGGCCUUCAGCUCCAGCUCAGUCAGUGGUGGGGGUGGUUCCCGGGCCCGCACCAGCUUCAGCUCGGUGACUGUGUCCCGGAACAGUGGCAGCGGCGGGGGGCCCCGCUGUGGCCCCAGCAUGGGUGGCUUUGGGAGCCGGAGCCUCUAUAACUUGGGGGGCAGCAAGAGCAUCUCGGUCAGCGUGGCUGGAGGGGCCUCGGCAGGGCGGGUGCUCGGAGGCUUUGGCCUUGGCGGUGGGGCCUACAUGGGCCUGGGGGCUGGCAGGCCGAUGCUGGGGCCCGUCUGUCCUCCUGGUGGCAUCCAGCAGGUCACCAUCAACCAAAGCCUGUUGACCCCCCUCCACGUGGAGAUCGACCCGGAGAUCCAGCGGGUACGCACGGAGGAGCGGGAGCAGAUCAAGACCCUCAAUGACAAGUUCGCCUCGUUCAUCGACAAGGUGCGGUUCCUGGAGCAGCAGAACAAGGUGCUGGAGACCAAGUGGGCGCUGCUGCAAGAGCAGGGUCAGAAAUCGGGCGUCACCAGGAACAAUCUGGAGCCCCUCUUUGAGAGCUUCAUCAACAACCUGCGGGGGAAGCUGGACAACCUCCAGAGCGAGCGGGGGAGGCUGGACUCAGAGUUGAGGAAUGUGCAAGAUCUUGCUGAGGACUUCAAGGCCAAGUAUGAGGAUGAAAUCAACAAGCGCACUGCGGCAGAGAAUGAGUUUGUGGUCCUCAAGAAGGACGUAGAUGCCGCAUACAUGGGCCGAAUGGAUCUGCAUGGCACGGUGGAUCGCCUGGUGGAGGAGAUGGACUUCCUGAGGCAUCUCUAUGAAGAGGAGCUGAGCCAAGUGCAGACUCACGUGUCUGACACUAGUGUCAUCCUCUCCAUGGACAAUAACCGCAACCUCGACCUGGACAGCAUCAUCGCUGAGGUGAAGGCCCAAUAUGAGCAGAUUGCCCAGAGGAGCAGGGCUGAGGCUGAGUCCUGGUACCAGACCAAGUAUGAGGAACUGCAGGUGACCGCUGGGAAGCAUGGGGACAACCUGAGGGACACCAAGAAUGAGAUCGCUGAGCUCACCCGCACUGUGCAGAGGCUGCAGGGGGAGGCAGAUGCAGUCAAGAAGCAGUGCCAGCAGCUGCAGACUGCCAUCGCAGAUGCGGAACAGCACGGGGAGCUGGCAUUAAAAGAUGCUCAGAAGAAACUUGGGGACCUGGAUGCUGCCCUGUAUCAGGCCAAGGAGGACCUGGCCCGGCUGCUGCGUGACUACCAGGCGCUCAUGAACGUCAAGCUGGCCCUGGAUGUGGAAAUCGCUACCUACCGCAAGCUGCUGGAGAGUGAGGAGAGCAGGAUGUCUGGAGAAUGUCCCAGUGCUGUCAGCAUUUCGGUGACGGGCAACUCUACCACUGUAUGCGGAGGCGGUGUGGCUGGCUUCGGGGGUGGCAUCUCCCUGGGUGGGGUUGGGGGGGCCAGCAAGGGCAGAUUCAGCACCAAUGCAGGCUACAGCACUGUCAAGGGAGGGCCUGUCUCUGGGGGCACCUCCAUCCUGCGGAAGACCACCACGGUCAAGACAUCCAGCCAGAGGUAUUAG
Messenger RNA from Budorcas taxicolor (takin), 1608 nucleotides. It is a transcript of the gene KRT79, whose product is annotated as keratin 79. Gene Ontology annotation, cellular component: keratin filament. Lineage: Eukaryota; Metazoa; Chordata; Mammalia; Artiodactyla; Bovidae. The record is from RefSeq and is a predicted model, not a curated record. Bases 1 to 1608 code for a protein of 535 amino acids. The transcript has 9 exons. Gene Ontology annotation, biological process: keratinization; intermediate filament organization. Gene Ontology annotation, molecular function: structural constituent of skin epidermis.